Culex quinquefasciatus (southern house mosquito) is the source of this 1282-nucleotide messenger RNA. RefSeq names its product protein ALP1-like. The transcript is spliced from 2 exons. The record is from RefSeq and is a predicted model, not a curated record. NCBI's taxonomy places the organism in Eukaryota, Metazoa, Arthropoda, Insecta, Diptera, Culicidae. The coding region runs from base 18 to 1271 and encodes 417 amino acids.
GAAAACAUUUCUGAAUCAUGCUUGAUGCUACGGAAGUUUUGCUAGCAUUUUUGCUCCUGGGUGGUGUUGCUGCCUUCCUAACAAGAAAAUCAAAAUCUAAGAGAAAAUCGCUUCGUCGAAAGCCGUUCACCCGAAGGAGAUAUGCACGAAAAAGCUGCUGGAUUAAAAACACCUGGCGUUUGCGUCAAACGCAUGGCUUGUACGGGAAAGUUUUGCGUACAAUGCGAACUGAUCCCAAAAUGUUUGAAAGUUAUUUUCGAAUGACCUACGAUCAAUUUCAGCUGUUACUUUCCAUGGUAAAGCCACAUCUCACCAAAGAAAGUCACCGUGCUUUGAACCCCGGGAUUCGCCUAGCCAUCACUCUUCGCUACCUUGCAUCGGGGAUGUCCCAAAAGGACGUAGCUCUUAAUUUUCUUGUUGGCUUCACCACUGCCAGUAACGUGAUACGAGAAACUUUGGGCGUUUUGUGGCAUGUUCUAUCUCCGAAAUACCUUCCGGAACCGGAUACGGAUAUGUGGCUGAAAACGGCGAGGUUGAACAUGGACCGCUAUCAAGUUCCGUUAUGUUGCGGGUUUGUGGACGGAAAACAUGUUAAAUGCAGGAACCUUCCACAUCAUGGAACUCAACUAUUUAACUACAAAAAAGAAUACUCGUUGGUUCUUCUGGCCGUUUGCGACGCAAAUUGCAAAAUUCUCGCCGUAGAUAUUGGACAAUACGGAAGUAUUAGUGACGGCGGCACUCUUAAGAAUUCAGAAUUUGGCAAAAAACUGUUUUCUGGAACUCUUGGUAUGCCAGGCACGACCUUCUUACCGGAUACUCAAAUCCCCUUCGAGUACUAUUUUAUCGGAGACGAAGCUUUUCCCCUUCACAAACACAUACAAAGGCCCUACGGAGGAAAAUUUUUAAGCUUUGAGAAACGGGUUUACAACGCUCGCCUUUCACGUGGGAGAAGUUCAAUUGAGCGAUGUUUCGGUAUCAUGUGUGCCACGUGGAGAAUUUUACUGAACAGAAUUGACGGUAAUGAGUCAACUAUUGAAGGUAUAAUUCAGGCUUGUGUAACUUUACACAAUUUUUUGAUUGUUGAAAAGCAGAAAAAUUCACAAACUGAGCGAAGUAGCAAACGCAACCAUAAAUCGUAUAAUUCUGUUACUGAAAAGGAAAACAAAUCAAAAAAACAAUACAACACAGCCCGGGAUGCUUUGAAGGUUUGGUUUAAUGUGAUAAAUGUUAUUCCAUGGAUUAACAUGAAAGUUCGACAAGGAAAAAUGUAACAUUAGUUAAG